AUGAAAAAGGACAAUAAAUCAUUCCAAACCUACCUAAAAGAAAUCGAGGAUCCGAAAAACGACCGAGAAAUCAAUCGCGACUUACCACUUCAUCCUACCCCGCUCCAGGUAACCAAAUAUAAACUUUGUAAGAAAAUCUUGGCCUAUCAGUUAAAGCAUAACUUAACUGAUGAACAAUUAAUCCAAAAACUAGACUUGAGUCAAGCGGAAAUAGAGGAUAUUCUAUUCUGCGAAAUUGAAAGGUUCACUGUCGAUAGGUUAAUCACUUAUGCUAGUCGUUUAUUUUCCCCACACUACAUAGAAGUAAUGGUAGAAGAGAGACCAGAAACUGUUAAUGCUCCAACUGCCUAA
This is a messenger RNA of Paraglomus occultum, 351 nucleotides long. Lineage: Eukaryota; Fungi; Glomeromycota; Glomeromycetes; Paraglomerales; Paraglomeraceae. The record is from the annotation of a GenBank genome assembly.